CCUGAGCGCCUCGGCCUCCUGGCGCCGCGCCGCGGGAGCGGGCUCCUGAGAAGCGUGGCGAGGUCCCGGGUCUGCGGCCGUUCGGGGGCGAGAGCGGAGGUGGCAGUCCCGUGAGCCGCAGGAAUGGGCGCGGGGGCGCCGACCCCAAGCGACGCGGAGAACUGGGGUCUCUUUCAGGAUUAGGAAUCUAUGCCACACUCACCUGCUCAACUGAGAAAGCAUUACCAUGCCAGGUAAAGGGAAAAGAAAAGGCCGAAGCCAGCCCCGUGGGAAAAAGCAGAAGAAACCGGAAGUGGACAUCCUCAGCCCCGCCGCGAUGCUGAACCUCUACUACAUUGCCCACAACGUCGCUGGCUGCCUGCACCUGCGCGGCUUCCGCUGGCCAGGCGCUACCAAGUCAAAGAAGGGGAAAAACAAGACUUAAGCCAGACCGUUUCCCAGCUUCUCUCUACUACAGAGGACAGAACUUGGGGAAGAGAAAUCAGGAUAAUACCACUGUUGCAAGCAAAACAGACUUUACUGAAGACAAUUUGAGAUGCAAGCUAAGUGUGCUUUUCAGUGGUAGUUAAUGCUAAAUGCAUUUUACUUCCUCAGCUAAACCCGGGUAUGGUGAGCCACUUUGGUUUUUUAGAAGAGGGGAAAAAAAAAUCCAAGUAAUUCCCACACGGUGAUGGAAUUGAUAGGACUUUAAAAAAUUAUUAUAAGUCUGGGUCAGAAUUAAACCUCGCUCUCCAAAGGCAGUUCUAGCUUGCAUGAGUUGUUUUCUUUUACCAAAGGGGGUCUGUUAUUUAGAGAAGACAUGGCAAAAAGCACAGAAUUUGCUUAUGUGUC
This is a messenger RNA of Globicephala melas (long-finned pilot whale), 831 nucleotides long. It is a transcript of the gene SMKR1, whose product is annotated as small lysine rich protein 1. The record is from RefSeq and is a predicted model, not a curated record. NCBI's taxonomy places the organism in Eukaryota, Metazoa, Chordata, Mammalia, Artiodactyla, Delphinidae.